AUGGUUGAUGAUAACAUACAUGUAAUUCAAAAUGACCCCUUAAUUAUAGUGGAUAAAUUUCCAUACACAAAGAAGAAGGAAAGAAUCACAGGAGAAAAAGAAGAACAAAAAAAAAUUACAAAGAUAUAUUUUCUGACGCAUUUUCACGCCGAUCAUUAUACCAAGAUAAAUAAAUAUUUUCAUGAGAAUAUUUUUUCGUCCACGAUAACAAGAAAAUUGUUAAUAAAUAUUAUUGGGGUUAAUGAAAAAUAUAUACACAAUUUAAAAAUUAAUAAGAAUUAUUAUCUUUUCAAUUUCGAAUUAAUUUUUAUUGAUGCAAAUCAUUGUCCAGGAUCUGUAAUUAUUUAUUUUGGAUUUGCAAAUGGAACAAAAAUCAUACACACAGGUGAUUUUCGUUACUCCAAUAUUCACACAUUUUUGAUAAAAAAACUUCUGAGUUGUAAAAGAAAUGAAAAAGAUAGAGAAAAAAAAAUAGAGCAGUUGAAGGAUACCAAAUUAGAAGAAAAAAUCAACAAGAAUGUGUUAUCAAAUGAACUGAAGAGAUACUUUUUCUGGAAUGGUGAAAAGUAUAACAUCCAUUUCAGUGGCGGAAAUUUAAAUAUAUAUAAAAAAAAUACAUACAUUGUAGACAUUGAAGAAUUCAGAUUAGCAUAUUUAAAAAAUAUUGAAGAUUUGAUUUGGGGACUUAAAUAUGUGGAGAAGGAAUUUUUUUUAUAUGAUUCUAUUGAGGAAGAAAAUUAUUUUAACUUUUUUAUUUACGUAGAACUGUCUCUAUAUUUUAAUCAAAACGAAUUGGACAUUAUUCUCCUACAUGACAAUGAUAAAAUGUUAAAUGAUAAUUUAGUAAUUAAUAAAGAAAAUGUAAAAAAUAUUCGUUUUGUCUAUGGUUGCAUUAGAGAAGAGCUAAAAGAUAGAACCAGCCAUUACAACGCUCAUAACAUGCCCAUUUUAGUGAAAAAGGAAUUGUUGAAUUUGUUAGAUAAUAACUUCAUGUUGCAGUUUAAUAGUCAAAGGGGAAACGAAUUUGAUAAUACUAAUUAUGAACAUGUCAAGGUAAAAAACGAAAAAGAUAACGAAAUAAAUUUCUCACAGAGGAGAACCUAUGAACACACAGAUGUCGUAGAGAAGCACAUAACAAAGGAAAUAAAGGAGAGAACGAAAUUUCUCACAAAAUUAGAAGAAUAUGAAAGUAGCAAAAAAACAAAGGUCUCUUUUGGUAUGAGCGAAUCGGAUGAAAGCCCCAAUUAUAUAAAGACUAUUUACCUGGACACUACAUAUGCUCUGUCAAAAAAUAAUUUGUUUGCCCCACAAAUGUAUUUAAUUAAUUUUAUUAUUUAUAUAUGUAAGAGGAAAAUACGAGAAGAUUCUGCUGCACAGGGGUUAGUGGUAGAGACUAAGAACAAAGCGAACGUUUUAAGGGCAGGAAAGCGAACGUGCAUGCAUAAUUGUAAGAAAGAAGAGGAGGAAGAACAAAUAGCUGUAACAAAAAAUGAAGAAAAAAAAUGGACUACGAAUGAUGAGAUAAAAAACGAAUCCGUAGGAGAGAAGGACAUGGAAGAAAAAAAAACUCGCAAGGAAAUGAAAAGCAAAAAUAAAACUUUAUUUAUGUUUGGAACUUACAACUUAGGAAAGGAAAAAAUAUACCUUAGUGUGUCUGAAGCAUGUAACAUGAAAAUACAUUUUAGAAAUGAAAAAAAGAAGACUAUAAUUGAAUCCUUUUUGCAAAAUAAAAAUAUGUUAAGUAGAAUAACUGAUAAUAAGUUAGAAGCUCAAAUACACAUAGUUGAUAUUAAUUAUUCAUAUAUAUUUCCUAAAAUUGAGAAAAACAAAUUUAAAAAUUUGAUAGACGAAGAAAUUGAAAAAGAAUUUGAUUCUUUUUAUUAUAUUAUACCUACAGGAUGGGUUAAAAAAUAUUCCUUUUAUCAAAAAAAUGACAUUUCCAUUUUUUUAAUACCAUAUAGCGAACAUUCGAAUUUAUCAGAAUUAGAAUGCUUUGUAAAAUCUAUCAAGCCAUGUAAUAUAAUCCCAACUGUGUUUUCUAAUCCUCAGGAAAAGUUAAAAAUCCUAAACUUCUUUAAUCCUCAUCUUAACUUGCAGCGGGAAGUGUACAAUUUUUUAAAAAUAACUGAUAAAAGCUGUUUUGAUAAAAAUAAGAAAAUAUCAAAACAGAACGAAAAGUUGAACAACACCCAGAAAAAAGUUCAAACAGGUAAAAUCAAAGUGGAGAAAAUUCAUAAUGAUAGCAACCAGCACAAGCUGACGUCGUUUUUUCCGUUCUUAAAAAGGCAAAGGAGGUAA
Messenger RNA from Plasmodium gonderi, 2298 nucleotides. RefSeq names its product DNA repair metallo-beta-lactamase protein. The record is from RefSeq and is a predicted model, not a curated record. The transcript is spliced from 2 exons. NCBI's taxonomy places the organism in Eukaryota, Apicomplexa, Aconoidasida, Haemosporida, Plasmodiidae. Bases 1 to 2298 code for a protein of 765 amino acids. Gene Ontology annotation, biological process: double-strand break repair via nonhomologous end joining; protection from non-homologous end joining at telomere; interstrand cross-link repair. Gene Ontology annotation, molecular function: 5'-3' DNA exonuclease activity; damaged DNA binding.